Messenger RNA from Caenorhabditis bovis, 6891 nucleotides. Lineage: Eukaryota; Metazoa; Nematoda; Chromadorea; Rhabditida; Rhabditidae. The record is from the annotation of a GenBank genome assembly.
AUGGGGACAGAUAAGAAGAUUGAUGGAAGUGUGGAAGAGCAGAAAUGGUAUCAUGGGAUGAGACCGCGACGGGACAUCGAGCAUUUAUUGGUGCACGACGGCGAUUUUUUGGUGCGAGCCUCCGAUGGCCGAACAAACAAUGUCGAAAUUAUAUUAUCCGUUCGAAGUGAAUCCAAAGGCCUUAUGCAUUUGACUCUGGCAUGUGUUGAAGGAAAAUGGCAAUUGGGAUUGACAAAAUCUGGCAAGAAAAUUCAACGAUUUAACACUAUUCCGCAAUUAAUCGAAUAUUACAAGAACCACAAAUUAUCGAACUCGCUUAUUCUCAAAAAGCCAGUUUACCGGCCCGAUUGGCUCAUUAAGCACGACAAAGUCACAUUUGACAGGACGAAGGACCACUUGGGUUCCGGCAACUUUUGCGACGUUUUCAAAGGAAAAUAUGACAAGGGCGAUGAUCAGGUGAUCGAUGUCGCUGUCAAGGUUUGCCACGCUCAAAUCGAGGAUGGAAAGACGCCGGAAGAGCUGCGAGAAGCUCGCGAGAUGAUGCUCGGAGAGGCGAAAGCGAUGAGCCAUUUUGUGCACAAUUAUAUCAUACAACUCUACGGCGUCGCCUGCGAUCAUCCGCCGGUUCUUAUUGUUAUGGAAUACUGUCCGGGAGGAAGUUUGGAUAAGCAUCUUCUUGAGCAAAAGGAGAAUAUCGAGAUCGCCGAGCGGCUUGUAUAUGUUAAUGAGGCUGCUCGCGGAAUGCGCUACCUUCACAGUCGGAAUUGUGUUCAUCGCGACCUUGCCGCCCGGAAUUGUCUGAUAUCGGCACAAGGAUUCAUAAAAAUAUCCGAUUUUGGACUAUCGAAACUAUUAGAUGGUAAUAAAGAGGAGGAGACAAUCGACGAAUCGUCUCCCCAAAUUCCGUUGAGAUGGAUGGCACCAGAAUCGUUGAAGAAACCGCGCAAAUUCUCCAAAGCCUCUGAUGUCUGGUCAUUCGGAGUUUUGCUCUACGAGAUUUACAACGACGGCGAGAAGCCGUGGCCGGAUUGGCCGCCGAAAAAGAUUGCCACGUUCAUCAGAAAAGCUUCAAUGCCGGCGAUGCCGGCGAAAACGCCGCCGGAGGUCAAAGAAUUGGUGGCUAAAAUGUGGAAUAUGAAUGCGAAUGAGCGGCCAACAAUUCGGGAGAUUGUCGCGAAAGUAUGGAAGAUAUUGAGGAAAAGCACACUUCCCAAACCGAACAAGUUCUCUGUUAAUAAACUUCCCGGAGUUGAACGGGUGGUUUCCCUCUGGGAAUCAAGCAUCAAUGAUGAUAAUGAUGAGCACACCGAUACGACGAAUAAAGACUCGAUCGAUGGUGCUAGCACAAAUAAAUUUGGAUCGGGAGAAAUGGAUCGGAAAAAACCGAAAUUAGUUGAAGGAAUCAUGCGGCCAAUGGAUAUUAAAAAAAGAGGAAUGAGGGGUGGCUUAGGUGUUAGUGGUCCGUCAACAACAGGAGUUGGCUCAAUCAAGAGCAAACUCGAUUUUUCGGACAUCUCAAGCAAGGGAAAAUCGCCAGUAUAUUCCGGAUCUUCUCCAUCCGCUUCUCAAAAUGCAAUCCGACCCGCUCUCGAGGAAAAAUGGAAGGAAUUUGGGGAAACUUUUAAUUUAAAUAUUGAAACUUUUAUGAAAAGUGUUAAUGAUUCUAUUGAACAAGAGAAGUUUAAUAAGAUGGAACGCAUGAUAGUGUGUGUUUUAAAAUAUUUCCUUCACAUUCAUCCGGAAAAAUUUAAAAUCGAAUAUCGAUUAAUCGGAGUAGUCGCAGAUCUUGUAAAAAAGUAUGCGAACCGUUUUAAACAAAAUCAUGUUCAUCGCGGUUUUCUGUACAUUUUAUGCAAUUCGAGGCAUUUCCCCGAGAAUAUUCUCAAAUUAUUCGUUGCGAUUACGACGAGUCUCGCGAAACAGCAGCAAAUUCUUGACAAAUGUUAUAUUAUUGCUUUCCUUCAUGACGCGAUUGGCACCAAUUCGGGAUUGGGAACGGCGAAUCGCUGCUGCUGGAUCGACAAACCGUAUUCGCAAGAGCUCGUCGAGCUCAUCCUCAAGCCGUUUGGCACAGUUGCUCCAUCCAAUGAGCUCUAUGCAUCAUGCUCGUUGAAUGUCCAAGAAGGCCUCACACCUCCUGAAUAUUUUCCGGAUUUGAAGCCCUCGGACAACUCAGCCACUGAUCAGCUUCUCGUCUACGUUGAAUACUUUAAGACAUGGUUCGAGAAUCUGCGUACCGAAUUCUUGCCGAAGCCCCUUUUUCGGGCUUUGUCGAUCCUAUGCGGUUCGGAUUACGUGAGAUCAUUCGUCGCCUCGCGAAUCGAGGUGUGGAUCAACUCGCAGAAGUAUAAUCGCGAGGUUUGCGAGAUUCUGCUUGUUCUUUGCAAGAAUUUGGACGGAGCCAAGGAUCGAGACGUCAUCGAAUCGCUUCUGAAGUUAACUAAUAAAAAUAUGAAAGCUAGAGUUAUCGCCAAUCCCUUAUCGGUUGCCCUUAAAUGUGCCUAUGAGAAGCCGGAAAACACGACAAUUUUUGUAGAAUUGCUACUGGCCACGGAAUUCGGACCCGUUCAAAACAAGAACUCGUCGAAUCUCAAUGUGUUGUAUAGUAUUCUGGUUGCACAACCAGAUGAAGCGACGGCUGCAAUUGCCAAGUAUUGCGCCGAGGAAUUGAUUAAAGACAAAGAAAACACAGCAGCCAAGAUUCGAUCGCUUAUUAAAGAGCUUACACGCGGUUAUAUGCACCUCAGAGGCGGCUUCUUUCGGUUUUCGAUUUUCGCAAAACAAUUUUUGGAUGUGAUCUCGCGGGAAUCGCUCAAAGGAAUAUUCGAGCAUUUGCCGAUGUUGGCGUGCGAGACCGUCGCCCAUGCCACAUUGGCGUCAUUGGUGGCGGUUCUCAGCGCCAAUGAGAACGCCUUCGCCAAAAAGUUUAAUACAACCGAGUCCACAAUCUCGCCAGAAGCUCGUCAGGUUCGUGAGCGAUUCCAGAAAGAAUUCAGAGAGUACUGCGUAAUUGUGCUCAAAUGGCUCUCGCAAGGCAAAGUGAUUUUCAUUGAAUCGUCGGCACACGAACACGCCUAUUAUGUCCUCCUGUUUCUUGGGAGACUCCGCGAGUUGUACACCAACAUCGACGCCUCAGCCGUCUCAUCGGAAGGCGAAUUCAAGAAUUGUUGCAGAAUUUUCGGCGAAUGUGGAAUCACUGAGGAAAUGAUCUUGCUAAUCAUUGGGGAUAUUGAUUGCCCUUUAUCACUGCCGGCCUCGAUGGAUGUGAUUACAAAAUUGACUGAAAGAGCAUCGAAGAAUUGGCUCAAAUAUUCGAAGGAGCCUUUGAUUCGAUUCAGCGAUCCGAUGAAAUUGUGUAUGAGAAUCAUGGAGCACUCAAUAAUCAAUAAGAAAUUGCGCGGAUUAGAUUCGAAAGAGCCGGUAAUUGCCAACAAAACCUACUUCAAUAUGGGAUUUUAUUUGAUUAUGCAAUGGAUUAGUGGAGGAGAAGUGCCGGAAGAGUUUGAGCAGAUUUAUGAGAAGUUUCCAAUGAUUCGAUACAUGGUUCAGAAUGUUUUGCUAAACACUUUUCAAUUUCCGAUGCCUUUUGAUGGAAAAUCGCAGACCGAUAUUUAUCAAGAAGUCAAAGAGUACAAUAAUGCGGAGAAUGAGAUAAUUAACGGAUAUUUCGAAAGAUUGACGAAUCAGGGAGUUUUUCAAAUGCCGGGACCCAGUGUUGUCUAUGAUCCAUUCUUGCUUCGUGAACCAUCAAUAUUUGGAGAAUUGGCGAAUUUUGCGAGAAUCUGCAAUCCUUUAUCCCGACUUGCUCUUUGUAGGAAACCGCAUCUUUUGAGCAUUUAUUCUGAACAAUACGGAGUCAAUAAAGUGAUUUAUGCGAUCAAGGAGAUGAUCGCGGUGAAUCCGAUGGGAAUCUCACUUGUUGAGGACGAAUGUGUCUAUUUGACUAUUGAAUAUUAUUUGACGAAUGGUAAAGAUGAAGAGGAGGCCCAGAAGAAUACGAAUCUCGAAUUUUUGUUCGGCUACUUAACGAAUAUCCUUGGGAAGCAGUCAACAUCGGGAUCAGACGCUGACCCCGUGGUGAACACCAUAAUGAAUUCGUUGAGCUCGCAGUCGUAUGCCACUCGAGCUGCUGCCGUCACAAUCUUAUCACGAAUAUUCCCGAUAAACGACGGCCGCGUUGGAUUCGAUGUUGAGCAGUUGUCGAAGACGCCGAAGUUUGCCGGGAAUCGCACGCACUUCAUGAAGAUGCUCGCGUUGGCGGUCGAUCUCGAGAAUGGACCGCAACUUGCUCGCACGUAUCUCACCUUCUUGCAGGAUCAUCUUGAGCCGGAAUCGAUGCACGAGGUUGCUCGAGUGAUUUGCGGAGUCGCGUUUUCGAAUCGAUAUGCGCUUCGCAAUGAAAUUUGUGAGUUCUUCGUCAAAUACAUCGAUGCGGUUCCUGAUAUUCGUCAGAACGGCCAGUCUCAAUCAAAUCGGACUACGUUGGAAAUUGCCAGUCAGCGGAUAUCAGUGGAAAAGGAUGUUCCGGAAGCGGUUAUUCAUAUUCUAGCGACUUAUCCGGAACAAGAAGGGGCUGAUGAUCAGUAUGUCAGAAGUCUGAUGGAGGUGUGGCUCACGCCUGGAUCGAUUCCGAAGCGGGUUGAUGAGCAGACUGGAGCCACAGAGCCGAUUCUAAAUAUGACGAUGCGAAAGACAAUGUUAACGUCGACACAAAAACCGGUUGUUGAUGCUGCACUUGAAGGUCUUACUGAGAAAGAUGCGUCGGAUUUCGUUCUGGUGUCGAGAAUGACGAUAAACACAGCGGAAGCUGUCCUGCAGAGAGCUGAUAAUAUGAAUGUUGACGGUUUCGACCUUGCCACUUUAUCCAAUAUGUACAUUUUGCUAACUGGAUAUAAGCUGAAAGGCGUCAAAGCGGGAACGAAGCUUCUUGAAAAUGUGAAAAACUGUUUGGACCGACUGAAAAAUUCGAAUAUAGUGAAGGAAGAGGAGCCGAUGGUUGUUGAAGAGUUUCCGAUCGACGAUCAACCGGCGCCGUUCAUUCGUGCCGAUGAGAAGUCGUUGUUGUUGACGGCGGCGCCGCCGAAGCUCACCGAGCAGGAGAUUGCGUCGUGGCUGAAAACGAAUUGCGCGGGAAUCGCACAGAAGAAUCGACCACCGCCGGCGUCGAAACUACCGCCCGGAUUCAUCCAAUCGGUGGUGUCGAAUUCUGGAAUUGCGACGACCUGUCUGAAGCAUAUCGAAGCGAAUCUGAAGUUCUUUCUCGCCAACGAAAAUCUUUUCCAGAUGCUGAUGGUGGUGGUGGAUGCGGCGUCUCAAAGGUGUUCGGAUCUUCAAAAUCGCCUCGAGACGCUUGCCAUCCGUGUACUGAAAAGUGUCAAUCCACCGGCGAGUGUGAAAGCGGUUCUCGAGAAGCACGCUGCCGUUGGGAUCAUGUCGCAGAAGAAGGCGGCGAGUGCGGCGAAGCCGAUGAUUUCGAAUAUUGGGCAACUCGCGAAUUCCAUUCGGAAGGUCAAAGAUGUCAAUGAGCGUAGAUUGCUUUUGACGGAUUUCAUGUCAAAUGUGAUGCACGAGAAGAAUGAGGAGCCGAAAUCGGAAGAUGUUGCGAUUUUUUUGCAAACCUUGUGGGAUGUAAAUUCGGAGGGGUCCGAUGGCUCGGACGAGCUUGUUGCCCAUAAAUGUGUGUCGAGCAACUGGACGAUCCAUCUGAAGCGGAAUAUUUGUGUUUCGCUUCUGAAUCACUAUCAGUCGAGUCUGAACGCUCUUUUGAUCUUCCGGAUCAUCGAAUCCUAUUGUAGAACAUUCCCGAUCGCGUCGUAUCGCGAAUUGUUCACACUUAAGCGGAAAAAUGAAAAGAUUGAGUUUGUUCUGAACACGGCGGCGUUUACGUCGAUUGCUCAAUACUUUGCCAACAUUGCGAGUCAGAGUGAAGAAUUUGAUCUCAACAUUGUCAGCUUAUUCGAGAAUAUGGAGCGAGAGGGUGGUGUCCAUGCGAGUCUUUGUCUUGGAGAGCAGCUGCUUGCCACGAGAUGCGCGAAUGAUUCGAAGGAGAUUCGAUGCGCGGCGCAGAGGAUCAUCGAUUUGCUGCUGGAUCGAUUCCCAUAUUUAACGUAUGAGCGCGGAAUUGCGUGGUCGAUGAGAAUUCUGUCAAACGUCGAAACGCGCGAGAAUUGCAUUCGGAAGUGCGAGCAGAUUGUUGAUAGAAUUAUUGAAGCACCUGUGGAGAAUCAGAUGAUUGAGGACAUUUGCGAGGAUGAUCGAAUUGCGACGGCGUCGUCAUCGAAAGAAAAUGAUAUUCAAAAUGCGAUGAUCGGAAGCAAACGAUAUGGCGAUAAUCGACGGGGUCCGCCGACGAAAAAAGGGAAGUGGGCGAAGGAUGAGUCGACGGAUAACGGAGAAACGGCGGCGGCGGCGACCAAGAAUGAUGAGACGAUCACAGCGAUUGUACAAUUCAAUGCAAUGCUCAGAGAACAUCCGAAUAUAGUGAAAACGAAAUUCCCGAUUCUCGCCAACUUUGUUUCGAAUAUUUGCGCGAUGAAUCGAAGCGAUUUGAAGGAAGAGAAUCGUGUUCGCAAGGUCGAACUCGUGCUGUCGGCAGUGGUCACAUUGUGCUCGUACCUGCGCGACGACGAGUUCUCUUCGGUUGACACCGCAUUGACGAAUUGUUUCGAGUUUUACGAGAAACACAUUGAGGAGGGACUGCUUCACAUUCGGGAUCAGAUCGCGUUCUCGGAACUCUUGAUCAAGGCGUGCGCGGCGUAUUUGAAUCGAAAUACGACGGAUGCGCGCAUAUUACUCCGCGACAACAAGCCGAUUAUCGAUCGAAUCUGUAAACGAUGCCGUGGAACCGAUGUCGAUUUGAUUCUGGAUAAUUUGGUCGCCGAGACAGUUUAA